Soboliphyme baturini is the source of this 519-nucleotide messenger RNA. The record is from the annotation of a GenBank genome assembly. NCBI's taxonomy places the organism in Eukaryota, Metazoa, Nematoda, Enoplea, Dioctophymatida, Soboliphymatidae.
AUGUAUCUAUGGUGUGUAGUUCGUCUCUCUGUCCACCGUUGUUCCGAUAUUUGCAGGGGCACUCAGUUUAAAGUUAGCGAAAGAGGUGACCGUUUUAAGACCUGCAACUGCGAAUGCGAAAAGUCAGCAUUUCAAGUCACUCCCACUCCCCGUCGUCUAGCCUCAUCAGCUACAGCUCGAAUGGCGGAAGCUGGCAGUUGUCGUGAGCGCCGUUGCCCAGCUUUGCAGUUAUAUGACAUGCGGCCGCAGAACGAUGUAGGAAAAGUUGCAAGUCGACGACGCGUCAGUCAUCGGAUCGGUGGCCACUGCGAAGUGGGUGGCGGUGGUUUGAUUGAUGGCAGCAGCAUCGUUCGAUGCCAUGCCCAAGCUGCUUGUCCAGCAGACCAUCGUUACGCGGUUCGACACGGGGGCACCAGUCAGUCGUCCGGCUCCAUCGUGAACCGGUCCGAUGGAGGCAAAAAUCACUUUCGAAAGUUACUCUAUGAAAAUUUGGAAAUUUGGCGUUUGGCGGUUGCUUGA